Messenger RNA from Paramecium sonneborni, 1053 nucleotides. The record is from the annotation of a GenBank genome assembly. NCBI's taxonomy places the organism in Eukaryota, Ciliophora, Oligohymenophorea, Peniculida, Parameciidae.
AUGAAAAUUGCAUUCACAAUCUUGGUUGUCUUAGCCAUAAGCAAUGCUAGCAUGAUGUCAAAGCACCCACUCUAAUAUGGUGGUAAAAGAAGCAUCAUGAACAUCAUGGUUGAAGUUGAGAAUAAAAUGAAGACCCACUCACCAUUAGAUUCAAUUAAGGGAAUUCUUAAUUCUUUCAAGUCUGCAGUUGCAGAAGAACAAAAUGGACAUGAUGAUGUCUACAACGCAUAAAAAACUGAAUGUGAUAGUGAAAUUGCUUACAGAAGAGCUGAAGUUGAAGAUUCUAAUGUAACACUCAGAAUCGCUAAUGGAAUUUUAAAGACAGCAACCAUUUUAUUAUCAAAAACAUAAGCCACCCUUGGAGAAACUGAAAACAUUUUAAAUACAGUUUCCCAACACAUUGGUUUAAUAAAUGACGCUAGAAAGGAGGAUACUCAAUCAUAUAACAGAGGUGCUGUUACAUUCAAUGAUGCUAUCAAUGCUAUUGAUGAUUCAAUUGAUUUGGGUACAGCACUUGCCAAGGGAGAAGCAUCUUUAGUUUAAGUUGCUGAUAUGACAACUAAGUUAAUGAGAUCAGCUAUUGCUACAAAAAUGAAUAAGGCUUUCAUGUAAGCAAUUGGUGCUUUAGCUUAAAUUACAUAAGAAGAAGACUCAACUGGUGCAGCUGAAAGACUUGUUUAAAUGUUAUAAACCUUAAGAAACACUGUAGAAGAAGCUUGGGCAUCCUACACUGCUGAUAAUACUUAAGCAUUAGGACUUUUCUCUCAAUAGAAAGAUCUCUAUCUUGCUUCUUAAGUAAGACUUGACCAUGCCAAGACUUAAUUAAGUAGCAAAGCUGAAAACUUAUAAGGAACUAUUUCAACUUAAACUGCUAUUGCUUAAGCCGCUACUAAUAAAAGAUCAAGAAAUUAAAAUUUAUGGGAUGAUGCUGCUGAUUUGUGUCAUAGUUUCGAUGUUGAAUACGAAGCUGUUACUGCAGGAAGAAGAUAAGAAUUAGUCUUAGUAAAUGAAUUAGAAAGAUUAGCUACCAGAAGAGCUGCUGAAUAAUAAUGA